AUGAAGUUCCUUCUCGCCGUGGCCGCUCUCGCGGCCAGUGCUUCAGGCCAUUCCAUCAUGCAGAAGCUCUCCGUCAAUGGCCAGGACCAAGGCCAGCUCAAGGGCGUUCGUGCUCCAUCCAGUGACUACCCUCUCUAUAGUCCGAAUGAUGGGUCGUUCGCCUGUAACACGGGUAUUCAAUACAAGGACAGCAAUGUGAUCAGCAUCCCGGCUGGGGCAAAGGUCGGAGCUUGGUGGGGUCAUGUCAUCGGGGGUGCCCAAGGUGCGAAUGACCCGGACAACCCGAUUGCAGCCAGCCACAAGGGUCCAAUAUCCUACUACCUCGCCAAGGUCGACAACGCGGCGACCACGGGUACCAGCGGGCUCAAGUGGUUCAAGGUCGCACACGAGGGCCUUUCCGGCGGAAAAUGGGCAGUGGACAACAUGAUUGCUGGAGGAGGCUGGCACUACUUCACGAUGCCUUCCUGCAUCGCCCCGGGAGACUACCUCCUUCGCGUCGAGCUCAUUGCUCUGCACAGCGCUGGGACCCAGGGAGGCGCCCAGUUCUACAUGGAAUGCGCUCAGAUCCGGGUCACCGGCUCGGGCACAAACACGGGAAGCAAUACUGUCAGCCUUCCUGGUGCAUACUCGCCGACUGACCCUGGUGUUCUGGUCAACAUUUAUGACAACUCCGGUCAGCCUUACAUGGGCGGAAAGAGCUACUCCAUCCCCGGUCCAGCUCCCAUCCAGUGCUCCGGGAACUCCAGUGGGGGCGGUUCCUCCGGUGGAGACUCUGGAUCCGGCUCCGGGUCAGGCUCAGGCGCCGGCGCGGCCCUCUGGGCCCAAUGCGGUGGUAUAGGCUAUACUGGGCCAACUACCUGUGCACAAGGAACGUGCAAGGCAACCAACGAGUAUUACAGUCAAUGCGUUGCCUGA
This is a messenger RNA of Diaporthe amygdali, 915 nucleotides long. RefSeq lists its product as uncharacterized. Gene Ontology annotation, molecular function: cellulose binding. Gene Ontology annotation, biological process: carbohydrate metabolic process. Gene Ontology annotation, cellular component: extracellular region. NCBI's taxonomy places the organism in Eukaryota, Fungi, Ascomycota, Sordariomycetes, Diaporthales, Diaporthaceae. The record is from RefSeq and is a predicted model, not a curated record. The coding region runs from base 1 to 915 and encodes 304 amino acids. The transcript is spliced from 3 exons.